This is a messenger RNA of Phasianus colchicus (ring-necked pheasant), 330 nucleotides long. Its product is annotated as feather keratin 2. Gene Ontology annotation, molecular function: structural constituent of cytoskeleton. The record is from RefSeq and is a predicted model, not a curated record. Gene Ontology annotation, cellular component: intermediate filament. Lineage: Eukaryota; Metazoa; Chordata; Aves; Galliformes; Phasianidae.
AUGAUCAGAGGUCUGGACCUCCAUCCCACAGCCAUGUCCUGCUACGAUCUGUGCCGUCCCUGUGGCCCGACCCCCCUGGCCAACAGCUGCAACGAGCCGUGUGUGCGCCAGUGCCAGGACUCCCGCGUGGUGAUCCAGCCCUCUCCCGUGGUGGUCACCCUGCCCGGACCCAUCCUCAGCUCCUUCCCCCAGAACACCGCUGUGGGCUCCAGCACCUCCGCUGCUGUUGGCAGCAUCCUGAGCCAGGAGGGAGUUCCCAUCUCCUCUGGUGGCUUUGGCAUCUCUGGCCUGGGCAGCCGCUUCUCUGGCAGGAGAUGCCUGCCCUACUAA